AUUUGUCAUAAUGUUAUCUUUGUCCUUUGAAGUUCAAUUACGUGUCUUGUUAGUCGAAAUUUUUAGAGACUCCGGGGUGUACUGACUGCAGAAACCAGUUUGACAGCAUUUUGGGCAAGUGAUUGUUGCGUGGGUAAUUUGUGGAAAAAGAAACUUUUGAAUUUUCAACAUGCAGGCGACGUGGUCGGUUUCGUGCAUUAAAUAUCUUCUGUUUAUUUUUAAUCUUAUUUUUUUCAUUACUGGAAUAAUCAUCUGCUCGCUCGGGGUAUCCAUCAAAACCUACUUUACAAGCUAUGAUUUCGUUUUGGAGGAUCAGUACUUUUCAAUUCCCAACUUACUGAUCGCAAUUGGCGCGAUCAUAUUCCUAAUUUCGUUCUACGGCUGCUACGGAGCAAUAAGGGAGAGCUUUUGCUCGAUCGUAUUCUUUUCGAUCCUAUUGAUAUUGAUAUUCGUUCUUGAGUUUGCUGCCGGUAUUAGUGGAUAUGUUUUACGUAAUCAAACCUUUGAUUUCCUCAGCGAAAAAUUACAGUCUAGUCUCCAUAAGUACGACCCUAACAACACAAGUUCCCCCACAACCAAGUUUUGGGAUGAAAUACAAACAGACUUUCACUGCUGCGGUGUUCACAACUAUAUGGACUGGAAAAAUGUGACCAACAAUGAUUAUCUGCCCAUGACAUGCUGUGGACCACAAAUUGGCCUUAUUGGCAUUGCCAAUUGUAACACUACCACAACUACCUUGUUCAAAGCUGGUUGUGUCUCCGCGUUUGGAAAGAUUGUUGAAGAUCACGCUUUAACUAUUGCUAGUAGUGGUCUGGCUUUGGCAUUUAUACAGUUUUUGGGAAUUGUAUUUUCUUGUUAUCUGGCCAAGCAAAUAAAGAAGAGCUAUGAAACCGUUUAAUGUAUUAACAAUACAGAUAUUAUGUAAAUAUUUCGUAACCCUUGGUAGUCUAGAAUAUUUUUGGUUAUUUA
Messenger RNA from Photinus pyralis (common eastern firefly), 969 nucleotides. Its product is annotated as CD63 antigen. The record is from RefSeq and is a predicted model, not a curated record. The coding region runs from base 170 to 898 and encodes 242 amino acids. Lineage: Eukaryota; Metazoa; Arthropoda; Insecta; Coleoptera; Lampyridae. Gene Ontology annotation, cellular component: membrane. The transcript has 5 exons.